UCGCUGUUUUAUUAACGUAAUGGGUUAUAUUCGAGUCCCUGGUCGCUGAAUAUGCCGGUGCAAUACUUGUCAAUGUUUAAGGCGUGUGCUGCAUGAUGUUGUUAAACUGAUCACCUGCCAAGAUCCCCUCCGCGGACUUGAAGGGGGGGAAAAAAAAUCGGAUCACAUUUGGGGGCCAUGGCGGCCCAAGACAGUCAGAUUGCAAUGGGAAAAAGACACAAAUUUUACGAAAAGGGUAAAAAGCGCCGGCGUGACGAUGGAUUCUCUGAUGAAGAGGAGAAUGCAGAACUGGAAGGUGUUCCACAAGCUUCUAAACAAAAUGUUGAGGAACGUGGAGACCAGUCAACUCCUAAAGACCAAUAUGGAGCUUUUGACUAUCGAUCACAAAUGGAGCUAAGAGAAGACCAUGAAACACGCCCACUCUGGAUUGCAACUAAUGGCCACAUCUUCUUGGAAUCCUUUUCUCCUGUUUAUAAACAUGCCAAAGAUUUCCUUAUCACCAUUGCUGAACCUGUGUGUCGUCCAGAGAACGUGCACGAAUACAAAUUGACAGCAUACUCGCUCUAUGCUGCUGUAAGUGUUGGUUUACAGACCCAUGAUAUUAUUGAAUAUCUCAAGAGACUUUGCAAAACAACCUUACCCCCUGGAAUCUGUCAGUUUAUACAAAGUUGCACGCUCUCAUAUGGAAAGGUUAAAUUGGUGUUGAAGAAAAAUCGGUAUUAUGUUGAAAGUGAUUUCCCAGAUGUUAUCCAAAAACUUAUCAAACAUCAAACCAUCCAGGAGUGUAUGUUGAGUCCUAGCGAAGGAAUAGUGAGCACAGAGAAGCAAAAAUCCCAAGCUAUCAUGUUCACAAGUCACCAAGCUCAGCUGGCAGGGGGUUCGGAGGACGUGAAGGCUGAUGGCAAGACGGAUGGUGCUGAUGCUAAUGGUGUCAACAAGGAAGGCGAUGGAGCUGUGCCCGAAGAUAUUACAGAUUUUUAUGAUAAAAUUGAUAAAGCUGAUGAGGAGGAGGAUGAAGAUACAAAUCUUAAGACUUUAUCUUUUGAGGUGAAUCAAGAUCAAAUUGAAUUGCUACAGAAAACAUGCAUAGGACUUGAUUACCCAUUGCUGGCUGAGUACGACUUCAAAAAUGAUACUGUGAAUGAGGAUAUUAAAAUCGAUCUUAAACCAUCUGCUGUGUUACGACCCUACCAGGAGAAAAGUUUACGAAAAAUGUUCGGAAAUGGACGUGCAAGAUCGGGUAUAAUUGUGCUUCCCUGUGGAGCAGGUAAAAGUUUAGUUGGUGUCACAGCUUGCUGCACUGUUAACAAGAAGGCUCUUGUUUUGUGCAACUCUGGUGUGUCUGUAGAACAGUGGAAACAGCAGUUUAAGAUGUGGUCCACAGCUACAGAUGAUAUGAUUUGUAGGUUUACCUCUGAUGCUAAAGAUAAGCCAUUCAAUGCUGGUAUCUUGGUGACUACGUAUGCCAUGAUUUCCCAUAAUCAGAAGCGUGCAUAUGAAGCCGAACAGACGAUGAACUGGCUGAAGGAGCAAGAGUGGGGUAUAAUGGUUCUUGAUGAAGUGCAUACUAUUCCUGCCAAAAUGUUUCGAAGAGUUCUCACAAUUGUUCAAUCACAUUGUAAGCUGGGACUAACUGCAACACUUGUUAGGGAGGAUGAUAAGAUUGCUGACCUCAAUUUCCUGAUUGGUCCUAAGCUCUAUGAAGCCAAUUGGUUGGAACUGCAGAAAGAGGGAUUCAUUGCAAAGGUGCAGUGUGCCGAGGUAUGGUGCCCUAUGACCCCAGAGUUUUACAGAGAAUAUCUUAUGGCAAAAGUAUCAGACCAAAAAAUUAAAUUGCUCUGUGCUAUGAAUCCCAAUAAAUUCAGAACAUGUGAAUUCCUUAUCAAAUACCAUGAAAAUCGCAAUGACAAGAUAAUCGUUUUUAUUGAUGAAGUGUUUGCACUAAUCCAUUAUGCGAAAACUAUGCAGAAACCUUAUAUAUGUGGAAAGACUGGGCAGAAAGAACGAAUGGCUAUUAUUCAGAACUUCAAGUUGAAUCCAAAAGUGAAUACAAUAUUCUUCAGUCGAGUAGCAGAUACAUCAUUUGAUAUUCCAGAAGCAAAUGUUUUAAUUGAAAUAUCUUCACAAGGUGGAUCUCGGCGUCAGGAAGCUCAGAGAUUGGGCCGUAUUCUGAGAGCCAAGAAAGGAGCUAUCGCAGAAAAUUUCAACGCAUUCUUUUAUGCCCUCUUAUCUCAGGACACACGAGAGAUGGGAUACUCGCGCAAAAGGCAAAGUUUUUUGAUUAAUCAAGGUUAUGCAUACCAAGUGAUUACACCAACCCAGAUGGUCGGCAUGGAGGACGAGCAGCUGCACUACACAACACGAGAAGAAAAAGUCCAGCUCCUGGAACAAAUCUUAGCUGCUUCGGAAUCGGAUAUGUAUGAAGAAGGUGUGUCUAACGAGCGUGGCAUGUCUGGAUCUCAACGUCGGGUGGGCAAUAUGGGAUCAAUGUCGGGUGCGGAUGACUCAAUUUACGGAGAAAGAAGAAGAGGAGCAAAGAAAGACAGUCACCAUCAUUUUCUUUUCAAGAAGUUUAGGUCAUAGAGCUCAGCAUUUUCUUAUUAUGGACUGUAGAUCAUGAAGGUAUAGUAUCUUUUUUUCAUCUGAUAAUUACCUUAUCUUGCCUUGUUAAAUUACAUUUGAACUUUGAGUGGCAUUCUUUGAGGGUUUUAAGUUCUAGUGAAAUGUUUUUUUAUUAAUGGCUAAAGGAUUACACAAUAAUGGCCCCAGAUGGACCAAAAUGUUGUCAAUGUUUUGUCUUCAGAUUAGUGGAUUGGAUGUCUGAUUGACUAAAAAAAUUUAAUAUUUGUUUGCCUUAAUUGUUUUACCAUCUUUUUGUAUAUUUAAGAUGGGUAAAGCCCAUCUCUAUUUUUUUUUUUUAUCCCUUCAAUUUUUUUUUAAUGAUCUGUGAUAUACUAAAUAAUGUGUUGGAACCCAAAUAUAUUUUGCAAUAUAAAUAAAUUUAAAUGUAUUUUUAUUUGAUAACCAAGGAGUUUCUUCACUUACAAAAUAUUUUUUUGUCUAGAAGGUCAGGCAAAAUGUUGCUGCUUGUGGUAGACUCCCAACCUCUUUACACACUAAAUUGUUUUUCCAAAUAUUUAUAUGCAUAUGCUGUAUUGAAUUUCAUUAUAGGUUUUAUUGACAUUUGUACUGUACAGUAUUACCGAUAUAUAUAAAUUGUACUAAUGUAUGGCCACAAAGUGCAGGACUUUCAAUCGGACAUUAUUCAGUUGUGAUGAAAAGUUAACAGGUGAUCGUAAUACAGAUGGGAAGGGAAUUAUCAGGAGAAAGUGCUAAGUCAUUAUGAGUAUAUAGCACUGGGAAGGGGUCAGGAUAAGGAUUUGGGAUGGGACGGGGGGGGGGGAGGAAUGGUGCCCAACCACUUCGACGGUCUGGGAUUGAACGCCGACCUGCACGAAGCGAGACCUUCGCUCUACUUUCCACCCCAAUUGGUUGGUUGUUGUUUCAUGCCUAUUAUGUGGCUAGUCUGGAUGUCUUGAGUUUUCUCGUGAUUAGUGUAUAUUUGGGUUUUCUUCUCCACCCUACCUUGAGGUUAUCUUAAGUGAUUCAAAGGACCAGUUUCUGAGUGGUCUGGUCAGCUAGGCUGUUUAAGUGGGCUGAAUCAUGGAUUCUCCUGAACAUCAUUUCAGAUUAUUUAAGUUGUUUAAACAAGCUUGGUACUAAGACUAGUUAAAAAAAAAAUGUUUUUGGUCGUUUGAUUUUGUACGCUUGUUUAGCAAAUAUUACUGCAAAGUCAUAUAAUUGGUAUCACUGGAAAGUACAAAAGAAGUUUUAUAUAGUUUGCAAAAAAUGUAUAAAUACAGUAGUGUAUUGUGUAACUAUAAAACCAAAAUCACGAAUCAUGAUUUCUUUUCGAAUAUUGUAAAAUUGAAUAACAUUUUUGAAAUAUGAUUUAUAAAUUUUGCAAGGCCUACUGAUUUGCGCAUGAAGUGAAAAUUUUCAGCAAAAUCUGAUAUUGUAAUGGACAAAUUCGCAAAAAACUUGUUCACAAAAAAAAGGU
Procambarus clarkii (red swamp crayfish) is the source of this 4060-nucleotide messenger RNA. It is a transcript of the gene hay, whose product is annotated as ATP-dependent DNA helicase hay. The record is from RefSeq and is a predicted model, not a curated record. NCBI's taxonomy places the organism in Eukaryota, Metazoa, Arthropoda, Malacostraca, Decapoda, Cambaridae. Gene Ontology annotation, cellular component: transcription factor TFIIH holo complex; transcription preinitiation complex; nucleotide-excision repair factor 3 complex. Gene Ontology annotation, molecular function: 3'-5' DNA helicase activity; ATP binding; DNA binding. Gene Ontology annotation, biological process: nucleotide-excision repair; transcription initiation at RNA polymerase II promoter.